AUGGCUUGGGAUUUAGAAUUGAAUCCAAUACUUUUGGAAGAACUAUACGUUUGGAUUGAUAGUAUUCCACUGUCAAAAACAAAGACAAAAAUCGAGCGAGAUUUUUCUGAUGGUAUCUUAGUAGCUGAAAUUAUUCGACAUUAUUUACCCGAUAUGGUCGAUAUGCACAAUUACACUGUAGCAAAUUCAUUUAAUCCGAAAAAGAUCAAUUGGGGACAAUUAAAUAAGAGAAUCUUAUGUCCAUUAACGCUGGACUUACCCGAUAAAAUCAUUAUUGAUUUAUGCAAUGGAAAGCCAGGAGUUGUUGAAAUAUUUUUAUUCAAGCUAAGACAAAAAAUAGAUGAAGAACUUGAAUUGCGACAAAAACUAGAAUCUCAACGUUUGCCUUCGCCAAAUCAAUCACUGCUAGCAUUGAACAUCAUCGACUCAAAAAAAGAAAGCACAAAUAUUGUUUCCAGCCGGUCAAGUCGCAUUAGUAAAUCGAUUGGUAGUUUUACUAGCCGUUGGGUUUCGCGUCUAUUUUACGAAGAAUUAAAACAACAAAGCCUGGAACAAGAUGAAGAAAUUCAAAUACUUCGGGCAAAACUGAGACGAUUAGAACAUAUUCUUCAGUUGAAAGACAUUCGUAUUAGUGAACUUAUUGAAGAAACUCAACGUAAACAACUGACUAUCUUAGGGACUGGCAAGAAUAAAAACAAAUACACAGCUACUGUCUCUCACAACUGA
Molecule: messenger RNA, 726 nt
Organism: Rotaria socialis
Lineage: Eukaryota; Metazoa; Rotifera; Eurotatoria; Philodinida; Philodinidae
Source: the annotation of a GenBank genome assembly